Molecule: messenger RNA, 507 nt
Organism: Chaetomium globosum CBS 148.51
Lineage: Eukaryota; Fungi; Ascomycota; Sordariomycetes; Sordariales; Chaetomiaceae
Exons: 3
Coding region: 1-507 (168 amino acids)
Biological process (GO): endosome transport via multivesicular body sorting pathway
Cellular component (GO): fungal-type vacuole lumen; fungal-type vacuole membrane
Molecular function (GO): ubiquitin protein ligase binding
Source: RefSeq, a predicted model, not a curated record
AUGUGCUCACAAGAUAUCUUUCUCGGUCUCCUAGCCGUACUCUUCCCACCGCUGGCCGUCUGGGUCAAGCGCGGCCUGUGCUCCGCCGACUCCAUCAUUAACAUCCUCCUUCUUAUCCUCGGCUACAUCCCCGGCCUUCUCCACGCCUGGUACAUCAUCGCCAAGUACCCCGAACCCCCCUACGACUACGACUACCAGGGCGUCCCGCAAGACGCCGAGCACGGGCGCAUCUACGUGUUCGUCAACGGCACGCACGGCGACGGCCGCGGCCGCGGGCAGCAGGCACAGGGCUACCAGCCGCAGCAGGCCGCUCACGCGCAGCCGCCCAAGCCGCAGGGCCACAUGAACUACGGCACCAGCAACUCUUCUGCGCCCCAGCAACAGCACCACCACCAGCCCCAGGAACAGGGCACGACCGCCGAGGCCGGGCCGAGCGAUGGCAGCGCUCCACCGCCGAGCUACGCACAGGUUGUGGCGGGGGAUCAUAAGAUUCAGAACCAUGACUAG